AUGUAUGCACAGUUUAGGAGCUUGGGCUAUGGUCGUCUAGAAAAAGUUUGGCCGACCCUCAAUCCUACAUUCUGGAGGAAGGGGAGUAGUGCUGCUUUCUGGACUCACGAGUGGAACAAAUAUGGGAUUUGUUCAAACUCCACUCUCAACGCCUUACAGUACUUCCAGUCGGCCAUUGCUCAAAAGGAUAACAUCGACCUUCUCCAGGCUCUCCGAGCUGCCCCGUACAACAUAAAUCCCAGCCCUAACAUCAAUUACAGCAGAUCAGACAUCGAGAAAGCCGUGAGCCAAAGGAUCGGAGCCCAGGCUUACAUUUCAUGCGGAUUACUCCGCAACAGCGUCCCUCUUCUUUAUGAGAUAUAUAUUUGUCUCGAUUACCAUAUGACAAACUAUAUCAACUGUCCACAAUACAAUUAUGGGAGGCAGUGCCCUGCAGACGCCACACAUCCAAAUAUCAAUUUUCCUCCGUAUUAA
Cornus florida is the source of this 474-nucleotide messenger RNA. RefSeq names its product ribonuclease 1-like. Gene Ontology annotation, cellular component: extracellular region. Gene Ontology annotation, molecular function: RNA binding; ribonuclease T2 activity. The transcript has a single exon. Gene Ontology annotation, biological process: RNA catabolic process. Bases 1 to 474 code for a protein of 157 amino acids. NCBI's taxonomy places the organism in Eukaryota, Viridiplantae, Streptophyta, Magnoliopsida, Cornales, Cornaceae. The record is from RefSeq and is a predicted model, not a curated record.